GUGUCAUUUGUAGACGGCUCGCUGGCGGCGUUGCGCACGCUCAUUUUCACGGAAGUCCAGUUGGAGUGUUACUAAUGAACAAAAGUUGAAUGGUUUUAGUCGAAUUUACCGGUUAAUAUUAUAGUUAGGAUAGUUAAAUCUCAAUAAUUCAAAAUGGGAAUCAAAUUCCUCGAAGUCAUAAAGCCGUUUUGCAGUAUAUUACCGGAAAUCGCAAAACCGGAGAGAAAGAUCCAAUUCCGGGAGAAAGUACUAUGGACGGCAAUCACACUGUUUAUUUUCUUAGUAUGCUGUCAGAUCCCCCUAUUCGGCAUCAUGUCGUCAGACAGCGCGGAUCCCUUCUACUGGAUCCGUGUGAUCCUGGCGUCCAACAGAGGCACCCUCAUGGAACUCGGCAUCUCCCCCAUCGUCACGUCUGGUCUUAUCAUGCAACUGCUCGCCGGUGCAAAGAUCAUCGAAGUUGGUGACACUCCUAAGGACAGAGCACUUUUCAACGGUGCCCAGAAAUUAUUCGGCAUGGUGAUCACGGUGGGCCAAGCCAUCGUGUACGUGAUGACCGGCAUGUACGGCGAGCCCAGCGAGAUUGGCGCCGGCGUGUGUCUGCUCAUCAUCAUCCAGCUGUUCGUGGCCGGUCUUAUUGUGCUGCUUCUGGACGAGCUUCUACAGAAAGGAUAUGGUCUCGGAUCCGGUAUUUCUCUCUUCAUCGCCACCAACAUCUGCGAAACCAUCGUCUGGAAGGCCUUCUCACCUGCUACCGUCAACACUGGUCGCGGCACCGAGUUCGAGGGCGCCGUGAUCGCGCUGUUCCACCUGCUGGCCACGCGGCCGGACAAGGUGCGCGCGCUGCGCGAGGCCUUCUACCGCCAGAACCUGCCCAACCUCAUGAACCUGCUCGCCACCGUGCUGGUCUUCGCCAUAGUCAUAUACUUCCAGGGCUUCCGCGUGGACCUACCGAUCAAGUCUGCGCGCUACCGCGGCCAGUACUCCUCGUACCCAAUCAAGCUGUUCUACACUUCCAACAUUCCUAUCAUUCUGCAGUCUGCGCUCGUCUCUAACCUCUACGUUAUCUCUCAGAUGUUGGCCGUGAAGUUCAGCGGCAACUUCCUCGUGAACCUGCUGGGCGUGUGGGCGGACGUGGGCGGCGGCGGCCCGGCGCGCGCGUACCCGGUGGGCGGGCUGUGCUACUACUUCAGCCCGCCCGAGUCGCUCGCGCACAUCGCGCACGACCCGCUGCACGCCGUGCUCUACAUCAUCUUCAUGCUGGGCUCCUGCGCCUUCUUCUCCAAGACCUGGAUCGACGUCUCCGGCUCCUCGGCCAAGGACGUGGCCAAGCAGCUGAAGGAGCAGCAGAUGGUGAUGCGCGGGCACCGCGACAACUCCAUGAUCCACGAGCUGAACCGCUACAUCCCGACGGCGGCGGCGUUCGGCGGGCUCUGCAUCGGCGCGCUGUCGGUGCUGGCCGACUUCCUCGGCGCCAUCGGCUCCGGCACCGGCAUCCUGCUCGCCGUCACCAUCAUCUACCAGUACUUCGAGAUCUUCGUCAAGGAGCAGGCCGAGAUGGGCGGCAUGAGCACGCUCCUCUUCUAAACUACCUUCUAGAAUAUCGUCGGCGACAACGCUGCGCUCACCUCCGCGAGUGUAGCGUUGCCGUCGGCGCCGUGUGCGCGACGCGUGUGUGGGUUAUGUGCUAUUUAUAUGAGAUGAACUUUAUAAUAAAAUAAUUACGAGAAGUA
Leguminivora glycinivorella is the source of this 1730-nucleotide messenger RNA. RefSeq names its product protein transport protein Sec61 subunit alpha (gene Sec61alpha). Gene Ontology annotation, molecular function: ribosome binding; signal sequence receptor activity; transmembrane protein transporter activity. Gene Ontology annotation, cellular component: Sec61 translocon complex; membrane. Gene Ontology annotation, biological process: post-translational protein targeting to membrane, translocation; SRP-dependent cotranslational protein targeting to membrane, translocation. The transcript has 10 exons. NCBI's taxonomy places the organism in Eukaryota, Metazoa, Arthropoda, Insecta, Lepidoptera, Tortricidae. The coding region runs from base 154 to 1584 and encodes 476 amino acids. The record is from RefSeq and is a predicted model, not a curated record.